AUGGAGAAAAUGGAACUCUGGAAAUCCAAAAACUGGGUUACAGAUUUCAAGAUAUUUGCCGGUUCUACAACAGCUCAUGGAGUCAACCACAUCUUUAUUGGAAGGAACAAAUUUGUGAGGCUUCUAUUCCUUCUGGUGUGGAUUGCGUGUGUGGUGUACACAUUCUACAUGAUAAUGACGUCAAUUGUUACCUUCAUCCACAAACCAACUGGCACUAAAUAUGAAGUACUGGUUAACGAUGUCGAGGGUUCUAAACCACAGUCUAUUAAAUUUCCGACCAUCUCCAUCUGCAGUCACAACAAAGUCAAGAAGAGUUUUCUGCACAAAGAAGGGAACGAGGCAAUACGCCAAUACUGGGAUACACUUGAUCAGUACGACGUGUCCCUGGUUGAAAACAUUAACUGGACCAAUCCAGCCAUGUCUAAAAUACAGGAUAUGACAUACCAGGAUCUGAUAGCAGCAGGGGGUCCUGACGACAACAGGUUUUUGAUGUGUCAGCAACGUGCUGCUAUGUGCCAGAAAUGGGUACACUACGUUCAGGAGGACUACUUCACUAGAGAUGUCACCAGUACAGGAGUGUGUUGGAGAGUAAACCCUGCUGGGUUGAUCCGUGGUAAGAGUGGAGAUUACGGGAAAAUGUUGAUUCUCAUGUUCGCAGACCUCAAAGAUUACAGUGCACGGUCCGCGGAUCAGCCACAGUACGGUUUCACAGUAGCGUUUCAUGAUAACAGAACCUACGGUGUGACGAUCAGCUCGGGGUACUACAUGAGCCCUGGAUCAAUCUACAAGGUUGAUCUCCGACUGAAAAAAGAGAUGAGAGAGCCACCACCCGGCGGGAAAUGUAACGCUUCCCUUGUAAAUACAACUUAUGGAGCGUACGAUGAAGGGAGUUGUAUUUUGGAGUGUAAGGACAGGUAUUUGAACGAUACGUGCGGGUGUGUGAACAUUGAACCUCCACUCAACAACCUGGGCUACCAAUCCUGCACUUUGAAACAGUGGGCACAGUGUGGCCUCAAGGCUUACAUGGAAUUCAACGAGGAAUUUACUAAUCCUGACCUGGUAGAAAAUAUCUGUCCUUGUUCAAGUGCUUGUAGCGAGACACACUACGAAGCCCAGCUGUCAAGUUCGUCUCUCUCACAUGAAUACACCAAGCUGAUGUACUCUUUUCCCAUGAUAAAAGGAUACUUGCGUGAUUUCUCCCACCCAAAGCUAAAUAUCACGUACGAAAGCCAACAAGAUAUUCAUGAUAAUGUGAUGGCUUUGGAAGUUCUCUUCUCCAGCAUGGUCACUUCCGAAAUCAAACAGGUAGUAACGUACACCUCCGCAAACCUACUCGGAGACAUCGGGGGAGUGUUGGGUCUCUUCUUGGGUGCCAGUGUUUUCACUCUCAUAGAGUUCGUGCAGCUGCUCUUCUUUGCUAUCCAGAAGCACUGCUUUAAUAAGCACUGA
Messenger RNA from Bolinopsis microptera, 1449 nucleotides. RefSeq names its product acid-sensing ion channel 1C-like. The transcript has 12 exons. Gene Ontology annotation, biological process: sodium ion transmembrane transport. Gene Ontology annotation, molecular function: ligand-gated sodium channel activity. Gene Ontology annotation, cellular component: plasma membrane. Bases 1 to 1449 code for a protein of 482 amino acids. NCBI's taxonomy places the organism in Eukaryota, Metazoa, Ctenophora, Tentaculata, Lobata, Bolinopsidae. The record is from RefSeq and is a predicted model, not a curated record.